UAAAAUAGUAUGCAGCAGCGAAGUCGCUAGAGGCUCAGCUGUACUUACUACUCGUCUGCAAAGGCCCUCACUUUACAUCAUAAAUGGCCUGUCGGAGUUGAAACAUCUCAAGUAUUAUAAUAUCAAGAAGACCCCAAUCUCCGUGCUAAGAACGCAACAAAAAAAAUGAUUCGUCCCGUCUUAAUAACCGUCUUCUGCAUGAUAUACUCUGCAUUCGGAAUUAAUAUCGACUUGUUUGAAGAUACACCAAGAAGAGACUUAACCUUUAUUGAACUAGCAGAUUAUGAUGGCUUUACCGCAGAACAACAUUAUGUAACCACCGAAGAUGGAUAUAUUUUAGGCCUCUUCCGAAUACCUUUAAAUGAGAAGUGUACAACCUCUAAAGGCACGAUACUCUUCAUGCACGGGCUCUACCUCAGCAGUGAUGACUGUCUCGUGCCAGGUCCGGGUAAAGCUCAUUGCUACAUCUACUCCGAUCAAUGCUACGAUGUGUGGGCAGCAAACGUCCGAGGUAACUUUUACGGCAGAAACCACACUACGUUAAAUCCUGACAAAGAUUCUGCAUUUUGGGACUUUGACAUCGAUGAAAUGGCUACUCGGGACCUUCCAGCAAUUAUAGAUUACGUUUUAAUGGAAUCAAACGAGACUCAACUUACAUACGUUGGCCAUUCACAGGCAGUUACCAUUUUGCUGAUCCUGUGUUCGAAGAAACCUGAAUACAACGCCAAUAUAAAGGUUGGCUUUGGUAUAUCACCGACGGCGUGGCUAGACAACUCUAGAUUCAUUGUAAUACAACUACAAGGCGUACUGUCUCAGACUUUUCCGAACUCAAUUCUCAGGAAGGAAAUAUUAAAACGAGGUGGUAUUGUACAAGAACCUGCUAAGUUUAUAUGUAGCGUGAGCGGGAUAUCAUAUCCAAUUUGCUCCGGGGUAUAUUUCGCACUGUUAGGCUAUAAUCAGUUCCAGAUUACUAAAGAUGUUUUACCAGUUGUUUUGGGGCAUGCGCCUUCUGGUACCUCUGUUAAAAACUUUUUGAGGUGGGGCCAAAUUCACAACAACGGCUUCAGAGAGUACGAUCACGGAACAAUAAAAAACCUGAUAAUAUACGGUAGCAGGACCCCUCCUGAGUACGACCUGUCAAAGGUAACGAUGCCGUGGUUGUUCGCAGGCAGUCACAACGAUUACGUCGCUAAUGUCACCGAUAUUAACCUACUAAUGACUAAGUUACCAAACUCAUCACUUUGUGUAUUAUCUGAUACGACAUUUGGUCAUUUGGACUUUUUAUUUGGCAAAGACAUACCAAAUUAUAUAACUCCGAUUUUAUUGUCGUAUUUAGACACCGGUAAAUAUGUGUGCCCUUAAAUAAAACCGAACGGUUAAGUCUAUCGUUAUCUUUUUGUUGAAUA
Messenger RNA from Trichoplusia ni (cabbage looper), 1406 nucleotides. RefSeq names its product lipase 3-like. The record is from RefSeq and is a predicted model, not a curated record. NCBI's taxonomy places the organism in Eukaryota, Metazoa, Arthropoda, Insecta, Lepidoptera, Noctuidae. The transcript is spliced from 2 exons. Gene Ontology annotation, biological process: lipid metabolic process. Gene Ontology annotation, molecular function: hydrolase activity, acting on ester bonds. Bases 166 to 1362 code for a protein of 398 amino acids.